Cylicostephanus goldi is the source of this 222-nucleotide messenger RNA. Lineage: Eukaryota; Metazoa; Nematoda; Chromadorea; Rhabditida; Strongylidae. The record is from the annotation of a GenBank genome assembly.
AUGGAUGUAGAGAUCCCGAUGGAAGAGGGGGAGCCACUGGGAGCAACGCCUAACGAUAAGCUUGUCAUUACCAAAGUACAAGGUGGAACAAUUGCUGAUGGUAAACUUAGGAUUGGUGAUCAGAUUAUCAAAGUGAACGGUCAAUCAAUUUCUGAUCAGAAUAGCUUCUUUAGAGCACUUCGUUAUGCUCCACCCAUAGCUAGACUUACUAUUAUCAGAUGA